AUGACUCGGCAGGCUUACGAUUUGCCUCUAAGAAACUAUGUUGCUUCUCCCGGUGUCGAAAGUUCAUCCACGGCCGCAACGCAAUCAACGACCAGUGUUCCAGCCCCGUUCCCCGGAGCUUUGUCUUCCAUCGUUCUUGGGGGUGAUGUCGACAAACCACGCAACCGGGCUCAGUCCCGGUCGAGCACCAGAAACAAGAGUAGCGCUGGGAUCAGUAGCACGGCGCGAAGCAAUACUCCAACACCCCGGGGAUCGCCCUCAGAAAGCAGGCUAGAAUUACUCCAACGCAGAGACCUCAGCCCAACCACUCACGCACUCGAUAAAGUCCACAGGUAUCUCUACUCCAUGGCUCCGCCUCGUCCCAUGGAAGAACUAGCCAAGGAGAAUCGCAGCCUACACCAGCGCAUUGCUGCUCUACAACGGACCGAGACCGAUUUACUCGACGAAAACCAGAAGCUCGCUCACAGGCUGUCCUUGAUCCAAAAGCGGCAUGAUAGUCAGCAGCGAGGAUGGAAGGAGGAGCUGGUUACAAAAGGGAAUGAAUUCGAAGCCCGCAUCAAGAAUCUUGAGCAUCAACUUUCCCAAAAGGAGGAGGAGCUCUCACAAAUCGAAUUUGGUCGGGCCGCGGAAACGACCUUGAGCGACACUGAUAUUACCUCCUGGUUUGCAACAAAGGAGGACACCUGGCGCCAGUGGGCGCACGAUUUUGCCCAUCCGGAUCCCAACAGGGUCCGGCCCGGUCUCCAUCCUCUGCACUUGCGUGAGCUUUGUGAGGGUGUCAAGACUUUCGUCCAGCUCACAGAUAAUGGGGAACUCCCGGAAGAGCUCCUAGCUACCCCCGACGACGGUGUCCGACCCGCUCGAGCUCUUCUCCAUGGGAUGCUAACAGACUUCAUCGUCUCGGAAACGCUCGAAUCGCCAUUUUGGGUGUUCGACGUCAUCUCUACUGACACCUUGGAACUAGAAAGUCCCAUUGUUCCGCGCCUCAACUCCAUGUCGCCAAUCGGGUUUCGGAUGGAUCUUGCCAUGUGGAAUUUCAACAUUGCUCCGCCGCGUCAGGCUAGGUCUCCCCGACCGGUCCCAGUCGUUGACCGCCUCGCGGGGCCCCAGGAUGCGCGGAAACCGCCCCGGCUAGUCACGUCAACGCAACCCCCGAGUGCCUUCACGGGUCCAGUACUAGGGCUUUCUGGCCGAAAUCUGCCGUCACGGCAAGCAAUGGAAGGUCUAUAUCAGCUAUUGUCGGACCGUACUUCCCACGCUCCGGCCCAGGCCAGGAUCAAGUACGCUGGACAACUCAAAGACAGGUUCCUCAGAGGCCCCGCUCGAUUCCUACUUCAAGACCAGGAAGCAACUGGGAUAGAAAAGCUGGAACACAGUCUGGCGCAGGAAAUCGAUGCGGCUCUGCGCUUCUCAUGCCAGCUGUGGUGCCGCCAAGAUACUCCUCUCGUUCGCGGCCUCCAUGAUCUUUCGGACGGGGUUUUCAAUUCCAAUAGCAACGACAUACACCUGUAUCAAACCCAACCGACUGCUCACGCCAAACGAGUUAUCCAAGGGGCUCUCGGGACUGAGCCACCCGCCUACCACGAUGGUCACCCGGUGAUCAUGGUUCUCCAGCCGAGCAUUGGCGUCAGCACGAUCACCGACGCCAAAGAACCAGCCAAAGACGCAAAGUCCAACUCAAGGGUGUGGGCCAAAGCUACUGUUCUGGUGGCAACGCCGAAAGUUCCUGCGCAAGAGCCGCCCCCUGCAGGUGUACAGCCGCCCGCAUCCCCGGACGCCGUUUUUGUCACGGUCGAACCCCCUAUUCCUCCAGCAUCUCCCUCCGGCUCGUCGAGCGUUGCUGGGGAGUCGUCGAAUCUGAUCCUGCCGAGCAUAGCCUUCGAAAAUACGCCGCGACCUUUGAAACAAUCGCCACCUCUCCCGCUACCGCUUGCUGGCUGA
Molecule: messenger RNA, 1941 nt
Organism: Chaetomium fimeti
Lineage: Eukaryota; Fungi; Ascomycota; Sordariomycetes; Sordariales; Chaetomiaceae
Exons: 2
Coding region: 1-1941 (646 amino acids)
Source: RefSeq, a predicted model, not a curated record